This is a messenger RNA of Odocoileus virginianus texanus, 7836 nucleotides long. Its product is annotated as leucine-rich repeat-containing protein 37A-like. Gene Ontology annotation, molecular function: protein binding. The record is from RefSeq and is a predicted model, not a curated record. Lineage: Eukaryota; Metazoa; Chordata; Mammalia; Artiodactyla; Cervidae.
GCCCCACUGGCCUGGGUCGCUGCGCCCGGGAGCCUCCGCAUGUCAUGUCCCGGCUGCGCCUCUGGUCCCCACGGCUCCUCCUUACCUGGCAACCGUUGUGGCUUUUGGUUCAGGCAGCUCAGCCUCUGGAGUGGGCCCAGGGCCCUGUCCAGUUGACCUCCGACCCCCCAGGGCUGACUGAGCCCUGGUCUUCACACUCCUCUGACCUCCCGCCCAAAUUGCCCCAUGCACUCACACCCCUGGCAGAGCCAGGGGGCUUUAAUUACUUGACUUCCUCCUCUCCAGACCACAUGUUGGCCCUGCCUCAUGAGGAUUUGAGUGAGACUCUGGUUCCAUACCUGGACUCGGAUUCAGCUGGAGAGCUGUUGGCAGAGCCAGAUAAGUUUGCUAUUCUACACGAGGAUCUGGAUGACAAGCUAACCCAGCAUCAAAAUCUCCCAGAAGCGGUUCCAGUGCUAGAUUGGGAUCAGAAUCAAGCCUUGGUUCUGCCUCCUCAACACAAAAGUAAGGCUAAAACUAUAGGUCUAGAUCAGACUGAAAAUCACCAAUCAUUUGAAAUACUUGUUCCGCCUCUAGGUAGUAAGAGCUCAAAACCAACGAAGUUUAUUGUUUCACCCUCAAACCUGAAGAAAGAUCUCAUUAAGCAUCGACAGCUUGCCACAGUUGUUGUUGGAACUACAAGACAACUUGGAAAAAAAAAUCAGGGUCUAGAAGAACUGCAGGAUGAUUAUUUAGAUUCCAGUAUGGAUGACUUUUAUCCUGAGGAGAGCCUACCUACGGAUUUUCUGGGGAGCCCAGAUGAAACUCCAGAGCCCCCUGAAGCUGAAAUUUCAUCUCAGCAGGAGUACCACACUUCCCGACCGUUUCCCACCGAGCUGUUUGAAUCUUCAUCCCAACAAGAGACGCCUGAGGAAGCUGAAUCUUUUUCAUCCGAGGAAGAGGCCCAGGCUCAGCAUCUGGAGCACACCAGCGAGGUAGAACUACCUCUACUUCAGCAGGAGUCUCUGUCUCAACCUGCAGAGACCCCCAAGGAAGUGGAAACCUCAAGCCCUCAGGAGGCCCUAGCCCAGCCUUUGGAGGUACCUAAGGAGACUGUAGUUGGGCCAGCAGCGCAUCAUAAAGUUCAGCAGUCACACUUGCACAAUGUCACUGUUAAACCUCUGGAUCUAGUGCUUACCGUGACUCCAGAAGUGACUAAAGAGGUGGAACUUUCUCCAGUCCAGCAGGGGGUCCUAUCUCAACCUCCAGAGCACUUUGAGGAGGUUGAACCUCUUCCAGCCCAACAGGAGGCCCCAUCUGAGUUUCCAGAGCAACAAGAUGUGGUUGAAACUCCUCCAGUCCAGCCGGAGGCCCUGUCUCAACCUGCAAAGCACCCUGAGACAGUUGCAUCUCCUCUGCUCCAUCAAGAGACCCCAACUCAAGCUCCAGGGUUCCCUACUGAGUAUGUAUUCCAAGUUCCAAUGAGCGAUGAGGUAGUAGUUCAGCCUGGCAUUCGGCAUCAGGUUCAUUCAAACCUGCACGAUGUUGCAUUUCAACCUCAUGAUUUGGGACUUACCAUCACUCCUAUGCUCAUUAAGAAAACUAAAUUUCCUGCAACUCAGCAGAAGCCUCCAGAGACCCUGGGGGAGGCUGAACUUUCAAGUGAGCAGGAGCAACCGGCUCAGCCUUCUGAGCUUACUGGGGAAGGUGAAGCUUUUCCAACCCAGCAGGAGACCACAGGCCAGGCCCCUGAGGAAGCUGAGCCUUCUCCAAGUGAACAAGAGCAACUAACUCAGCCUUCUGAGCCUGCUGGGGAAGUUGAACCCUCUCUCACCCAGCAGGAGACCCUGACUCAGCUGUCAGACUCUCUUGGAGUAGCUGGACCUUCUCCAGUCCUGGAGGAAGAGGCUGCUCCGUCUCCAGAGUCCCCUAAUGAGGUCGAAUCUUUUCCCACCCAGCAGGAGACCCAAGGUCUGUCUCCAGUGGAGACAGAAUCUGCUGCAACACUGCUGGAGCAACUGACUCAACAUUCAGGCAUAUCCAAUGUCACUGUCAAACCUGCAGAUCUUGAGCUUACCAUAACCACAGAACCCACUCCGGUGGCAGGACUUUCUCCAAGUCAGCAUAUGCCUUUGGCUCAGUCCUCAGCGCCCCUUACUAAUGCAGAAUUUUCCGCAUCCCCGCCGGAGGCCCCCACACUGCUUUCACAGUUGCCUGAGAAAGUUGAACCUUUGCCAGUUCAAGUGCCAGCUCCAGUCCCGUCUCCAGAGGCUGUUACCCAGAUUACACCUUCAGAACAACAGGAGACGCUAGCUCAGAAUCCACAGGCUCAUGAGAUUAUACCUUCUCCACCCCAGCAGGAGGCCACAGCGCAGCGUCCCGAGCUCUCUAAUGAAGUUACAGUUCUCUCUCCAGAGCAUCAUGUGACAACAGUUUCCUCUCCAGGUCAACUGCAGCGGCCCAGCGCCACUGUCAAGCCUGUGGAUCUUGCACUCACCAUCACUCCAGCAUUCACUAAUAAGGUUAAAACGUCUCCACCCCAAAAGGAAACCUCAGCUCAGUCUACAGUGUCCCCUGGGCAGUUAAAACCUUUGUCAGUCCAGCAAGAGCUUUCAAAUCGGCCACUGACUGCCUCUGAAAAUGAACUUUUUUUGGUCGAGCAUGAGCAACCAGCUCAGCCUCCAGAGGACACCAACGAUGCUGCUACUCAACCUUUAGGAGAGAAUGAGGUAACAGUCUCACCUCUGGGUCCAGUGUUUCCUCAUAUCACUGCUAAAUCCGUGGAUCUGGCGGUUGUCCUAACUCCAGGCUCAACUAAAGACCUUGUACAUUCUCCAGUGAAGCUGGAGAAUGCUGCUCAUACUCCAGAUCCCCCUGGGAGGGUUGAGCUUUCUUUAGCCCAGGGGGGACACCCAGCUCAGUCUCCGGUUCCCCAGGGGAGCCCAACUGUAUCUCUCAAGCCCCCCAAGGAGGUGGUGUCUUCUCCCACACAGCAGGUGCUUGAGACUCAGACAUCAGAACCCCCUGCAAAGGUGGAACCACUUCCAGUCCCUCAGGGGACCCCUCCUCAGCUUCUACGGCCCCCUCAGACUGUAGGAUCUUCUCCAAACCAAGAGGAGUUCCCAGCCCCACCCCUUAAAGAGACAGAACCUUCUCCAACCCAGCAGGGCGGCCCAUUGCAGCCUCCAGUGCCACCUACAGAGGUUGUAGCACAAACUCUAGUGCUUUAUGAGGUGACAUUUUCAACACCAGGACAGGAUCAGACUCAUCAUUCAAACUUAACCAGUGCCACAGUCAAACCUUUGGCCCAGAAGCCUGUUGUAACUCCAGAACCUUCUACACCCCUGGAGGCAACACUUCCUAAUCCAGAGCAGGUUCAAGUGCAGCAUCCAACCUUGACUGAGGUCACAGUUCAACCUUUGGACCUUGAACUUACCAUAAAGCCAGAGCCCACCAAGGAGGAAGAACCUUCUCCAACCAUGCAGGAGCUACCACCUCAGCCUGUGGAGCCACCUAAGGAGGUUGUGGCUGAUUCAACUCCAGGCCAGUAUCAAGCUCAGAAUCCAACACUGCCCAGUGCCCCAGUUCAGCCUCUCAACCCGGAGCCUACUGUAACUCCAAAGCCUACUGUAGAAGCUGAAUCUUCUACAGCUCUUCACCCCAAACCCCCUGAGGUGACGCUUCCAAAUCCAGAGCAAGUUCAGUCUCAGUUGUCGGAGUUCACAGUUCAACCUUUGGACCUGGAACUUACCAUAACUCCAGAAUCCACGAAUGAGGCUGUAUCUUCUCCAGCCAUGCAGGAGACCCCAGCUCAGCGUCCAGUGCAGCAAGAGGUGACUGUUCCAGUGCCAGCUCAGAGCCAACUGCUGCCCAGUGCCACAGUUCACCCAUCAGGCCAGAGGCCUAACACAACUCCAGAACCUGUGACAGAGGCUGAAUAUUCCACAGGCCUGCAGCAGACUGCAGCUAUUCCACCAUACCCCGAGUUAACACUGCCACAUCCAAAGCCAGUUCAGUCUCAGCGCCCAACCUUGAGCAAGGUCACCUUUCAAUCUUUGGACCUGGAACUCACACUAACUCCGGAAUCCACUGUGGAGGUCGAACCUUCUCCAACCGUGCAGCAGACCCAAGCUCAGCCUCCAAAACCCAUUAAGGAAGUUGUAGCUCAGCCUCCAUUGUAUUCCGAGGUGACAGGUCCAGCACUCGAGGCGGCGUCGCCUGGCGUCACCGCUUAUCACGUGAACCUGGAGCUUACCGUAACUCCAGAACCUGCUACGGUGUCCGAACAUUCUGCUGCCCUGCCGCAGACCACAGCUCCUCCUCCAGAACAGCCUGAGGGGACACUUGCCCAUGCAAACCUGACUGAAGUCACGCUUCAGCCUAUGGACGUGGAAGUUAACGUUACCGCAGUGAAUAAUACGGAGACUGAGCCUCCUCCAACCCUGCAGGAGACCCCAAGUAAGGAUCAAAGUCAGCCUCCAACAUCACCCAGCGUCACAACUCAUCCCGCUAACCUGGAGCUCACCAUAACCUUGCAACCUGCUAUGGGGUCUGAAUAUUCUACUGCCCUGCAGCAGACCACGGCUCUCCCAGAGGUGACACUUCCACCACCAAACCUGACUCAAGCCACAGUCCCAACUGUGGACCUGGGAGUUAGCAUAUCUCAGCAGUCCAGGCCAUCUGAGAUGGUUCAUUUUCCUUUGACUCCAUUUUCAGAACCCAAAAGUCCCCCUGUUAUAAAACGUAUACCAGGAAAGAAGCGACCAGUACAGAAUGCCACCACAACCAUCAACGUAUGUAAGCUCUGUACCUGCAAAGAUGAGACGCUGUCGUGUGUUGGUCUGAGCGCAAAGCAGAAGCUCCCCAGAGUCCCUGAGCCAGGGCCCAACUCCUACAAUGGCACCUUCACCAUCUUAAAUUUCCAAGGAAACUAUAUUUCUUACAUUGAUGAAAAUAUAUGGAAGGCAUACCGUUGGGCUGAGAAACUAAUUCUCAGUGAAAAUUCUUUGACUGAAUUACACAAGGACUCAUUUGAAGGCUUGCUAUCCCUCCAAUAUUUAGAUUUAUCCUGCAAUAAAAUACAGUCUAUUGAAAGACGUUCAUUUGAACCACUUCCUUUUUUGCAGUUUAUAAAUCUUGGUUGCAAUUUACUCACAGAACUGAGCUUUGGAACAUUUCAGGCCUGGCAUGGAAUGCAGUUUUUACACAAGUUAAUUCUCAAUCGUAAUCCUUUGACAGCAGUGGAAGAUUCAUAUCUUUUUAAAUUGCCAGCAUUAAAAUAUUUAGACAUGGGAACAACACAAGUGUCACUUACAACAAUUGAAAGCAUUCUCAUGAUGACCCUUGAAUUGGAAAAACUGAUCUUACCUAUCCGUAUGGCCUGCUGCCUCUGCCAAUUUAAAGAUACUAUUGAGGUUGUCUGCAAGACAGUCAAACUGCAUUGUGACAGUGAUUGCCUGACAAACAUCACAUUUUGUGAUGAAAAUACAUCUAUAGGGAAUGCAGAAGGAUCGUUCAUGAAGGUGUUACAAGCCCGGAAGAAGAACACCAGCACAGAACUGACUAUUGAACCUGAGAGGGCGUCCUCAGACAUAAGUGCUGUCAGUCUGCCAGCCUUCAUGAAUGAGCAGCUGGACUUUAAUGACGAAAGUGAUGUGAUCAGCGCACUGAAUUACAUACUGCCUUAUUUCUCAGAGGGAAAUCUAGAAGAUGUUGAAUCAACAUUAUUGCCCUUUAUUCAACUUCUUUUUACAAAUGCCCAUGAGGGAGAUAUGCCCCUGGGCCAUUUCAAAAACAAUACAAAGAACCCUUCUGUUAAGCCUAUAUACAACAAUUCAACUUAUAAAAAUAAAUUGAGGAAACUCUAUUUUCUGGAAAACUUGUUAGAUGCAGAAAUUCAAGAAAAAAUUGAUGAGGUUAAAAAGAAAGAAAAAACGGCCAUGCUUAUCCGUGCCAACCUUUUGGGCCCCAAAUUUAAACGCCAAAUCUUUCCGAAGAAACUGGAAACAGCCCAGCUACAGGAAAACAGUCUAGCUGAGAUUGAGAGUCCAGGGCAAAGGCUGCUGAGAGUGGACAGGGUCCUCAAGCGCCCAAGGGGCCUACAGAAAAGGCACUUCAAAGAUGCAGGAGAUGAGAGCAGCGAGAAGAAACAGAAUGCCCAGCCAUUUGUGGAGAACACUGCCAAAGAAAGAAGGCUCAGGAGGCCGUCCCCAAGGGAACUGGAUGAACUGGACAUGGUGCAAAGGCCCAGGAAGUUAGUGGGGAACUCCUUCAACACAGAGCCUUCGUUCAUAAAGGAACACAAGGCAGCAGUCUCUUCUUUCCUGAAACAGUACUCUCGGGGCAGGCCUUCUGACCCCCUCCCUCCAAAACCCCAACCUGAGGUUAAAAACAAAUCAAAAGACUUAUCCUACACCAUUUUUGUUUUAGAAGAUGCUGAUGCUAGAGUGAGAAACAUGAAGUCUUCCAAACCAGUCUCACAUUCCAGAAAAAAAUACCUCUUCCAUAAAACUCGCUCUCGGGUGGCCCACAGAACACCGAAGGCCAAAAUAAGCCGAAAGAUGAGAAAGAAAGGUUCACUCAGUAGGAUGAUGCUGGCCAGAAGGCCUCUGUUCUCUGCAGUGAGGAGUCUCAUCAAUUCCCCUCCACGAGAGGGGUUUUCAUCUUCAGGAUUACUGGAUCCUCAGGAAAAUCCUUUUUCAGAAUUAUAUUCUCUUUCAGACCCUGCUAAAGACAACUCUGGUUCAGUGAACAAUACUCCACAUGUUUUUGGAGCAGUUGUCUCUUCGGGAAACAUUACUCGGCCAAAACAAACAAGACCUGGAAUUGCUGCCCGUAAUAAUGUCUCCAGUGCACAUUCUACUGUUGCUGCAGACUUCAUGCCACCUGUUCAACACACGAACGAAACACAGUGGGAGUACCACAACGUGGGCACUGAGCUCGCCUCUAAGCCCCCAAGUGUCAGUUUCUCAGUGCUCGCAUCUCCAGGCGAUCAGUUUGAAAGUCAGCUUAACCAGCAGCUACGAUCUCUCAUCCCCAACAACGACGUGAGAAAGCUCAUUGCUCACGUCAUCAGGACUUUGAAGAUGGACUGCUCUGAGACCCACGUGCAGCUGGCCUGCGCCAAACUCAUCUCCAGAACAGGCCUCUUGAUGAAGCUUCUCAGCGAGCAGCAAGAAAUAAAGGUGUCCAAGGCAGAAUGGGAUACGGACCAGUGGAAAACUGAGAACUACAUCAAUGAGAGCACAGAAGCCCAGAGUGAACAGAAAGAACCGGAGUCCAGUGAGCUCACAAAAGAAGUCCCAGGUUACGGCUAUAACAACAAACUCAUCCUGGCGAUAUCUGUGACUGUAGUAGUGAUGUUUUUGAUUAUAAUGUUCUGUCUCAUUGAGAUUUAUUCUCAUAGAACAGCAUCAGAGGAAGAAGGAAGCAGAAGGGGCUUUUUCGGAUUUCUGCUGCGUAAGAGGAGCUCAGGGACAAGUGAGAGUCAGGAGGGCUUUUUCUGGAGGCGGCGGCCACUUUGGCUUCGGGACAUGUACAGGCCUCUCAACGCCACGCGCAAGAAAAACAUGGCGCAGAAGCUGCACGACAAGGAGUCUUCGGAAGAGGAUGAGAUUUUCAAUAAGGAUGCAGGGGGGACCCCUGAAGCACCGACAGAGGAACCUCCGGCUACAGAUUCGGCUGCUGAAGAGCCAGAGGGUGAGGAGAGUGAGGCAGCCGCCGACACCGCCACAGAGUGAGCCCCGUCCUGCCACAGGCCACCUGCAGAUUUUAUUUUCUAAUACUGGCUUCUCAGCAUCACUUGUAAAAUACUUAUUUUUCUCAUAUUAAAAUGUAUAAAUCCAUAACCAAUUCUAA